GGGCUUUGUAAUUUCCGUUGCCCGUGUCAGUCAGUGUCACUAUCGUUGUUGACGAGUAGUACUUUACGUUGUUUAAUUUCAUUAAGCGCAGAGUUGGAACUCUGUCAGCGCACCAAAACUGGAUCAUCGACCCCAGUAGUUGGGGAAGAUCGACAGAGCAUGGCGCGACUUCAAGCUGCUUAGCGGCAAAGGUCAUCUUCGGCUGAGAGCUGGAGUGGGAAAGGCAUUAUGACGUCAAACCUGAAAACCCCGCGCACGACAAUACAGGACUACACCAAGGGUAUUCCCACAGAGAAGACUCUUUGUGUGUCUCGGAAAAAGCGGCCUCUCUCGCGGUCACCACAGUCAAAACAUGAAACUGAACCAUGGCCUGGUGGUUCGGCUGCCAAAAGAUCUCGAUCAACAUCUGUCGGCGAAUUAAGUGAAGACACGCCAAGACAUCUGAUAACUGGUUUCCUUACAACACACAAUUCAACUCUGCCAUUAGCACGACACCAGAGUCGGAUCGGUGCCAGCACAGAUAUGCCUCCACCAAGUUCGAGAUCAAAACGAAGUCGAAGACGGUCGUCUCUAGGAAUACCACAGGUUGACGAGAUUGUGAAGAAGUUCACACCUAGAACUGCUAUACAGGGACUGCUGUUACAGGCUUCUGAGGAAACACCUGUUACAGGCAAUGCAGGGGUCAGAAUGUCACAAUCUCACCAAUCUCUGCCUGGCGUUGAUUCAUUACUUAAAGAUCCUUCUUUUGAGCCAUUACAUAAAAGUUUUAUGGGUGAUAUUCCCUCAAGUGGAAAGCAGAAGAGAGGUACUCGGCAUCGCAGACCUAUCCAGUUAGAUGUUGAACAUGAAAGAAGAGAAAUGUUAGAUGAUGAUGACGAUGAUGCAUCUGAAAAUGAAGCAAUAAUGAAUUGUUCGGAACGAAGAACACCUGCUCGUUCGUGUAAUUCUGCAGUAGGUGAUUCUGUUACCAAGUCAUCUCGGUCAGCGGGCCGACGGAAAUCAUGGGGAGAGAAACAAGAAACAAGUACAUCCAUCACAGAACAUAACUCAACAACUACAAACUCCUCCCCUAGCACACGUCAGGCACACCAAGCAGACGCACAGUGGAGUAAUCGCUCCCCCAGCAGACGCAAAUCACAGAGAAAUGAAACAGAACCCAACACUCCAUACUCCCUAAGCAGACGUCAGUCACUCCAAACAGAUGCACAGUUGAGCAACAACUCUACAGGUCAGUCCAUCAGUCCGGCAUCUGUGAAAGUUAAAAGAAGAACUCCAUUGUCGCCAGGCUCCCGACGUAUGUCUCAAGCAGAUGUUGAGAUUGGUGGGAAAACGUUUCAUGAGUUUGCCAGUCAGACAUCUCCAGUUGUUGUUGGAUGGGCAAAUGCAGCGACUUCGGUCUCACCCCGGAGUCCACGAUCGUCCCUGCGAAUUGAAGUUGGAAGAAGUAACUUCGGUGUGAAGGAUGUUAUGAGAACACGACGUUCAUCAAGGAGCCAGCUGAUUUCAGUUUCGAUGGACAACAAUACUGCCAGUCAGACUGACUCUCCAGCUAAAAGACACUCGUUACACAAACAGGCAAUGCUUAAUGCCAGUCAUACAGUAUAUGAAGCCGAUAAUCUUACACUCCCAUCAUCUGUCAGUCGAAGUUUGUCUUCAGCACGGAGUGUCAGUAUUGGUCAUACUGAAAACAUCGCCCCAUCUUCAGCUGGAAAGAGACGCUCGUCGCUGAAGCAGACAACCAUAGAUUUCAGUUUAGUAGGAGGGCAAACAGGAAGCCAAACUGCUGAUUCUACUAGCCAGAUACAUUCAGAUCAGACACCGAGUACUGGAGACGGAUCCAGUAAUGCUGAUUACUCUAGGUCAUUGUCAUCUGGUGCUGUUGUAACACGCUCGUCUCAAAGCUUUGACAGUUCAUUUUACCAAAGAAAUUUUGGAAUGCCCAUUCAAAAUAGCAUGUCUCCUGGACAUCAAAGCUCUUCUCAUAAACGAAGAUCAAGUUCAGUGAGACGAAGCUAUCAGGAUGAGGACCCAGCUCCACAAAUCUCUCCUCGAAGAACAAGUUUACUCGGACAAAAUAAUCAGGAAGCAGACCUGGUUCGACAUAGCUCUCCUCGAAGAACAAGUUUACUCGGACAAAAUAAUCAGGAAGCAGACCUGGUUCGACAUAGCUCUCCACGAAGAUCAAGUUCAUUCAGACAGACUAAUCAAGAAUCUAACUUGGUUCGACAAAGCUCUCCACAAAGAUCGAGUUCAUCGAGACAGAGCCAUCAUGGUGAGGUUUUUGAUGAUGACACUGACGAGAUUGAUGGGGAUGACAUCUCCAGUGUCGUGCAGAGUGUCAUUGGACAGCUAGCUUCAGAGAAUGAGGCCGAAAAUGUGCUUGGUGUUUCGGUGGAAGGAGAUGACAUGGCUGAUGACGAAGUCAUAGCAACAAAUGAAGAAGAGGAGGAAGAGGAAGGAGACGAGGACCAGGAUGUAGAAACAGUGGAGGGUCAUGCAGAGAGUCUGCUGCUCAAGAAUGCCAGUACUGAUAACACUGAAAAGGCUGUAAGUAAGACACAAAAGCCCAGAAAGCCAAGGAAACAACCUGAGCACCUGCCUGUAAGUGUCGUCAAGGGAGUGUUUACUCACUUCUCCAGGGCUAGAGUGACUAAAGAAGCAGUAGCAGAGGUCGUAAAAAUUUCUGGGAAGUUUUGGAAAUCAAUAGCUGGUGAUUUGGAGUCGUAUGCCAAACAUGCUGGGAGAAAAACGAUAAUGGAUGAAGAUGUCGCACUACUAAUGAGAAGACAAGGUUUCGUGACUGAUAAGAAAUCUCUCACCACACUGGUACACCAGUACUUGCCCCUGGAGCUGCGUGAACAAGUGAUUCCCAUAGCCAGGUCCGGAAACAAGAUAGAACUCAACAGAAAAUACCUCUCAUAGCCUGUUGUCGUUGUACCAGAGAAUAAAAAUAAAACUUAGGAUUGAAGAAUUUUGAAAGGUUGUCCUUGGGUCAGCUCUAAUUAAAGUACUCUGGGAUUGGGAUGUAGCAUAUUUGUUAGUGUUCACAAGAAAUUAUCGAUGGAGACGGAUUUUAGUCUCUGUGAUUCUACCUAACCGAGUCUGUUAACAGCUAACCAUAUAUAUAUAUAUAUAUAUAUAUAUAUAUAUAUAUAUAUAUAUAU
Messenger RNA from Gigantopelta aegis, 3164 nucleotides. RefSeq lists its product as uncharacterized. The transcript has 11 exons. The record is from RefSeq and is a predicted model, not a curated record. Bases 229 to 2922 code for a protein of 897 amino acids. Gene Ontology annotation, molecular function: DNA binding; protein heterodimerization activity. Gene Ontology annotation, cellular component: kinetochore. NCBI's taxonomy places the organism in Eukaryota, Metazoa, Mollusca, Gastropoda, Neomphalida, Peltospiridae. Gene Ontology annotation, biological process: kinetochore assembly; chromosome segregation; mitotic cell cycle.